Lepidothrix coronata (blue-crowned manakin) is the source of this 7748-nucleotide messenger RNA. It is a transcript of the gene FAM169A, whose product is annotated as family with sequence similarity 169 member A. The coding region runs from base 165 to 2186 and encodes 673 amino acids. The record is from RefSeq and is a predicted model, not a curated record. The transcript has 13 exons. NCBI's taxonomy places the organism in Eukaryota, Metazoa, Chordata, Aves, Passeriformes, Pipridae.
GUCGCCGGGCAGCAGGACCAGGCGAAGCUGGAGGUGCGCAGAGGUUCGCCGUGAACGCUGCCAGGGAACCCGGCCGCCUCCGGUGCUACCUGCGCCUCUGCCUCCAUCUCCAUCGAUCCUUGCGCCCUCGCCCGCCGCCGCCGACUGCCGGGCUGGUUGAGAGGAUGUCAUUCCCUGUGGAUAUAUUGAACAAUUGCAGUCAUGAGGACUUGGAGAGCUCAGCAGAGGACUACCUCUUUGAUCUUCGGUGGGGGAAGCUAAGCUGUCCUACAUUCUUCUCUCUGCCAGACCACCGCAAAGUUCCUAUUAGCUUGUCAACUGUGGGCUAUGUUCCUCUGUAUGGUGAAGAGCAGACACACAAAGUUCUUGCGCUGUUUGCACCAUGGGACUCGCUCACAGCUGUAGCCCUGUAUCUUGCUGACCAGUGGUGGUCAAUUGAUGACAUUGUGAAAACAUCUGUCCCUGCUAGACAGGGGCUUCAUCAGGUGCAGUCUGUUGGAGAGAGAAUUGUUCUCUAUGUUCUGAAUCGAAUUAUCUAUCGAACGCAAGAAAUGGAAGAAAAUGAGAUCCCAUUUCUCUGUCAUGGAAGCAGUCACUAUGCUAAGAUCAUGUGGAAAAAAGGAGAGGCUAUUGGGUUCUAUUCUGUUAAACCUGCAGGAAGUGUUUGUAACUCAUUUUUUCAUCAGAAGUAUAAACUGACAGUGCUAGACACAAUGUUUGUGAGAAAGAAACAUCGUGGGAAAGACUCUGGGCUAAUCAUGUUGGAAGACUUUGUGGAUUCCUUUACUGAAGGGCCUCUUGGCCUACGAUACCCACUGUCAUCCUUUGUGUAUACAGCUUGUAAGCAGUAUCUUGAGAAGUACCCUGCAGAUAAAAACCUUUUGUGGCAAGUGGAGGGAGCAGGAUGUUGGUUCCAAAGAAAGUCUAUUAUGUCUAUAGUGCAAAAGGAAAAUCUCAAAAUUGCAGCAGAGGCCUCAAAGAAGGAAAAUAACAGUUUGCAAACAGAGGAUAAGCUUAGUCAGUCUGCAGUAUCUGAAGCAAGUGGACAGAGGACUGAGAGGACUGAGCUAGAAACACAGCUAAAUGCUAACUCGCAAAAAGGUAAAGAAUCAACAGCUGUCCAUGCAAGCACAUCUGAAGAGCCUUACACAAGUCCUGUUCCUGUCUGGACGCGAAGUGGUCAAUUAAAACGUCAGAGUAUAAAUAAACAUAGACAGCAACCUGGAUCUGAAACUUCCAAAGGAGAUGAUGAAAAUGCUCUUCCUGCGUCCAAAAGCAGGCCGGAACUUCUUGCCCACACAUCUGAAAGCUCUGAAGACUUGGUAGAAGUACCUAAGGUGGAUACUGUUGAGAAGGAUGAGGAAAUAGUUGUUGAAAACGAGGGCCAGUCUGUGUUAGAAGCGGAGCUACAUGUAUCGCCCCCUGAGAAACAGAAUGAGAAGGAGGAAACUCCAUCCGAACCUCUUAAUGGUGAGGUAGCAGAAGAAACUGGUAAGACCUCACUUAUGGCUGAAGAGGAAACAGCAAAUGAAGUUCCGAGUGGCGAGUCAAAAUUGCAGUCUGAGAGUCAAGGAAAAGAACCCUUAACGCUGUUUGUUCCAUUAAUCCUUGAGUCUCCAGCAAAAUCUUCAGAAGACACUGUAUCAGAAAAGGUUUUAAAUGAAAAUGAUUCAGAAGUGAUGACUGAAGAAGUUACAUCAGUAGAGAAGGAGGGCAUUGGAGAACAGCAAGAAUCUGAAAAGACCACCACUGAAAAUGCAUCUGCUUCAGCAUCAAAGGAGGAGCUCUCUGACAAUAGCCUGCCUAACUCUGUGGUAACUGAAGCAGCUGAAGAAUCUCUUUCUGAAAACUUACCUGCCUCAUUGGAAGUCCAAAAUGAGGAAACAGGGCACAACUCACAGGAGGCCCCUGUUGCCUUGAGUCAGAGCUCUUUGAUAGUGGUUGAACUUGAGGGUGUUUCCUUUCAGCAGCCUGCUGGACAGGAAGGACAGAAGAACCAGUUGGAAGAGCCCUCAGAAGAGUCUACAGAGCAGACAGAUCACUACACGCAGACAGUGGCAGAGAGGGCUGCUGACAGCAGCUCUGAGGAAGCAGAAAUUGAGGUACCUGUUGUAGAUCGGAGAAACUUGCGAAGAAAGGCCAAAGGCUAUAAAGGUCCACCCAAGAAAAAAGGAAAGCCGGCUUAAAAAUGAAAUAUUGAUUGUUAAUUCAUCUAUUUAUAAGAAAGCUAUUUUGUGUAAAACAUUAGGGUGUAACUAAACCAUAUCAGGCACAGGACAUGUGUGUUUAAAAUUCUGCGUUGGACUUCCUUUUGGGUUCAUCACCUUUUCUCAAGAUUUAAUUUUUAACCACUAGACAUUGAACUUCCUUCAUAGUAAGAAAGUAAAUAGCCAGUCUCCUCCCUUCAUAAAGGAUACAUGCUGAAGAAAUACAGUUAUGCUAUCAAAGGGAACAUUGUGUAUUUAAGAUAGCGGUCUUGGAAGAAAAAUGCAGUGCGAAAUCCUGGCCCUGUCAAGGUCCCUUAAAUUCCCAUAGAUGGCCAUGAUACCAGACAUCACUCCAGAUACUGUUUUUUUUUUAAAUAACUUUGUGUUCUCUACUGUGGAGAGAAGCAGAGCAAGAAAAAUCCUUCCUUGUUUCUUCCUUCCCAAAUCCUUCCCAAAGGUUUCCUCAUAUGAGAUUAAAAGAAUGUGAAAUUCCAUCAUUCUAGGUCUCAAAAUAUACAAGGUGUAGCUCAGUAGAUCAACACAACAUAAGCAUUUAUCUUUCAUGUGAAUGACUUGAAACAGCUGAGUCAGUAGAAACACAGUGCAGUAUCUGCCACAGCUGAUUCUGGUAAUGGAUUUCUUGUGUGAAGAUUGAGAUGCCUAUGCCAUAAACAAUUUGUGGCUUCCAAAGCAAGCAUUUUGAUAAGCCUAAGUUUUUCCAGAGUGUAUGGAGUGUAGACUACAUAUGAAAUCAUUUCAACUGCCUUCCUAACUACUUGCAUGUGUUGAGUGGAUAGUUGAUUACUUGUUGCGUUACAGGAAAAGGAUAUGAUAACUUUUGAUCUUGUUUUGGUCUGAAUGGAAGUGGUUCUUUGUUUUCUCCAAAUACUUUGCUAGUGCUGUGGGGUAACUAUUAAAAUGUUGUGUCUGCCAGAUGUGUGACUCUUGAGAACACUGACAUUUCAGAUGGUUAUGACAUUCAUUAGCGUGACUAUUAGUGGGUGUUUCAGCAAAUGCUUGUUUGCCAAACUUCCAUGCCUUUAGGAAUGAUCAGGUGAUAGCUUGCAAAUAUUUCUGAUUCCCACUUUCUUUUUCUAAGAUGAGUGUAAUUCCUAGGAUGAUAGCUUCCCAGUUCACAACUUUUCUUAAAAGCAGCAACCAAACUCUGCUGUUUGCAGACAGAAAUAAAACCAGACUUUCCAUGCAUAUUUCCCUUCUGAGGUUCUCCUGACAAACCAUAUGUUUAACUUAUUACACUUACCUAAGUUACUCCUUAGUUCGCUAUGUGUUCCUUUCCAGUAAAUGAAGCUCCUCUAAUAAUGGGUUAAAACCUCAAAAAUAAAAGAACAAUGAUUCUAAGAAUGGGAAAUCACACACCACUUUUUGUUCUGCUUAUAUGCCUUUUCCAGGGUGAGUGAACUAGUCCUUCACACUGUCUCAAAAAUAGAGGUACAACUAUUCAAGGUUCACCUGAAUAGUUGCAGUGCUGUCUUAACUUUUAUCCUUUUAUGAAGCUAAUAUAAGAAUCUGGUUUUGGACUUUUAUGCUUACAGAGUUUAACUCUAUUUAUAAGAUAUUUUAACUAUAAGACACAUUCAUGCUAUUUCCUUUAGCUGAUGAAAUACCAUGCUCCUUUUGAAUCUGUUAAGAGCAGCUUAUAGAAAAAAAAAUUUAAAAAAUAUGCUUUAAAACUAAACUUUAAACUUUAAACCUAAACUUUAAAUUUGGAGUGCAUGAGAUUACUGAGUUAAGUUUGAGUUUCUUGAACUAUUGCAUGUAGCUAUAAUAUCUUAGCCAAGUACAUACAGGUACUCCUUAUGAACCCCAUCACUGAAAAACAUUCAAGAUAUUUCCUGAUUGUGUGCAAACAUAUUCUGGUGAACGUUAAGCAUUUCUAAAACUUAUGAAACUUUUUAUAUAAAGCAUAUAAGACAAAACUAUUGUUAUCUUCUGUAUGGUUUCUCUUUUACUGCUGAGAUUAAUUAUAUUUUAAAAAAGAAGUGGCUAGAAAACACAUCUCUUGCAUUGCUAAGAAUUUGGGAUUUGUGAGGACUGGUGGCCUAAAAAAACAAUGGUUGUAUACAGUAUAUUGCAAUUCAUCUUCCAUUUUUAGGGUAAGCCUUACUGAAGAUGAAUCUGCUGAAUCCUUCAAUUGAUACGAAUAUAUCCACUUUCAAAAAGUUAAGGAUUCUUUUCCUUAUGAAAAGUGAGCUCCAGUUAUUUCAGUUACUCCUAGGUGAAUUUUUGAUAUCUGUGUUUAUUGUUUAUAUUCCCAGUGAGGCUGGAAAACUGUUCAGGAGAAGGUAAUUUCACUCACCUGGCUUUUACUUUACAUGGCUAAGUUGGAAUGAUUUCAGUUAGAUAUUUGCAUAGUGAGUACAGAAAAAAAACCACAACCAAAAAAACCCCCCCAAAACCAAAACCAUAAGUAUUACAACAUUAUGAUAUUAAGACAGUCUUGGUUUCUAAUGAGAACAGUCAAAUUUCUGAUCUCAUUUCAGUGAGUCAGUUUUAAAUACUGAACUUAAAUUCACAUGUUUAAAGUAUACUCUUGAGUGGAUACUUCUGUAAAUCUGGUGUACCUGGGAUAAUAGCUGAUGGCCAGACUUUUACAUACAGAAUGUAGGCAGUUGGGGUGCAAUUGGAAAUUCAGAUAACCAGCACAGUCUUGAAAAAUGGACACUGUUCUAAUUGUGAUCACAGCAGUACUUUGAACCAAAGGCCACAUUUUAUAACAACUUCUUUGGCAUCAACCAUUCUGCAGUAAAUACGGAGUAGGAAAAUCAAAUACUGACUUUAUUGUUUUUAUGGCUGUACUGAUUGUCCCACUGGAACAGUAGUUCAAUAGCCUAUGCAUUCUGUUAAAUUUAUAAAAGGGAACAUGUCUGACUACUGUAUUGAUUGGAGUGUUUUAUCUUGGGAAAAACAGUGGUUUCUAAGCUUGGAAAUUUUUUUUUGUCUAUUAACUAUCUUAUUACCAUCAAACUCUUAAAUAAUUUUUAAGAUCCUAUUGCACCAGCAACAAAUGAUUAAAACAUCAACUUUAUACACAUUUGUAACAAAUGUUAUUACAACAUGCUGUGGAACUAAGUGGGUAUAGUGAAAGCAAGCAGUAUUAUUUUAGAGCUUUAUUUAGGCUAGGAAUGGAGCUUAAAGAACAUUUUGUGACUUCAGCCUUGCACUUAAAUGCUAAAUGGUUUUGUACUUGAAUCCAACAUUUGUUCAGAUGUCUGUCUUGUACUGCUUCUUGCACAUUCUCUCUUGGUCAGUUUUAAUUUCAUGCAGAAUUCUUGUUUGCUGUUCUCCUGUUCCAUAGCCCUUUACAUGAAAAUGUAUACAUCUUACUUCAAAAGAGCUUUAACUUAUUUUAGAUUAUGUUUGACCUCGGUUUGCUGCUUUUUUGUACCAUUUCAUGUGUAGAUUUCAGUAAUCAAAUUGAUCAUUUACAAUGUCAUUGACACAACUUACGCAACAAAUAGGUCUAAGUUUCAGCUUCCCUGCUCUAAGUGACUGUUCUAAAACACUAUUUCCAAGGGGAUAUACUUCUAAAUUUAUUUUCACAAAUGUGGUGUUAGAUGUUUUCUAAACUAGUGAUACUGUGUUUAUAAAUCUUAUGAAAGAUAUCUUACUAUUGCAUAGUAUUGUACUCUAGUCUUGUUAGUGUUAAUAUUUCCUUUUUUUAGUACUGCCUUGGCUGCUUUUGAAAUGUUUGAAGUAGUAAUUAAACUAUUAUUUUGUGAUUUUUUUACUUCUGCUUGGUUUUUAGUAUUUGAGUCCUUUCUGCUAUACAGGAAGCACAUUUUAAAGUGGUUCAGUUCACUAGAACUAUUACGUUACAAUCUGUCUGCUACAAAGGAGUUCUAAAACAUCAAAGGUUAUUAAUUGAAAAAUCUUUCAUCAAUUAAACCAGUUUUCUGUAAUUAGCUUAUGCAACAGACUUUUUUUUAAAGUAGCAGAAUAGGCUCUUCUGUAUGUUACAGUGUGGAUUCUGCUGUUUAUAUCAAUUAUGCAAGAUGAUGUAAACUUAGCAGUUAUUAAUGGAGUUUGCUGUAGACAACCAACUAGAAAUGCUGUAAUGCACUCCUACAGUGUAGUACAUUAAAAUGCCUUAAGAGCAGUAAUUGUUGAGCCAACAAGUCAUGUGUAGGUGUCAGUAAUCAAACUGGUCAUUUACAAUGUCAUUGACACGACUUACACAUAGCAACAAAUUGGUCAAAGCUUCCCUGCUUUAAGUGACUAUUCUAAAAUACUAUUUCCAAGGGGAUAUACUUCUAAAUAUAUUUUCACAAAUGUGGUGUUAGAUGUUUUCUAAACUAGUGAUACUGUGUUUAUAAAUCUUAUGAAAGAUGUGUUACUUUUUUAGUAUAUAAAUAUAUUUAUAGCAUAAAAUGUAGUAAAGUUUUUCAAGACAGCUGUAGAAAAUUAUUCUGUUCAUGUUGUUAAUGUCCAGUAAAGGGUAAAGCAACAAGAACUUAAAUGGAGGGUUAUCUGUUCUGACAAAAUGCCCUCUCUUUAAGCAAAUAACUUACUGGCUUGUGACUCACUCUUAUUUUCAAAUCACUUGUCAUUUACACAAAGUAAAAAUCAUAGUAAGUUACUAAGUCUAGAUGAGGGCAAUGUGUUAAAUUAAUUAAACAGUUUGUAACAGAAGGCUCUGUGGUAUAGUCAAACUACUGCCUCUAUCAGAUCAUAUAAGAGAAGUUAUGAUGACAAUAUACAGGCAGCUAGCUUGACUUCCUGACUAGAGUUCCAAAUCUGAAACAUGACUGAGGAGCAUCUGUGAUAGAAGAGGCUGAGAGCCGCAAUUGUUCUGCCUGAAGAAGAGAAAGCUCAGGAAGGUCUUACAUUGUGUACAAAUACCUGGGGGGGGGUGUAUGUCAUGAAUGAUUCUUUAGGUUGCCUAAAAAAUCACUGUCAAAGGUAUUAACAAAAGCAGGUUUAAUAUGAAUUUGCAAAAGCAUGAUUUAACAAAGUUUGUUGGUGAGAUUUGCUCUAUUACUUACUAGAUAGAUGAAGCAUACAAAGGAAAAUAGAAUUAGAAUCAAUCUGAAAUUAUUUACAGAGAUUGAAGAUGCCAAAGAGUAAGGGAGAUGCUCCUGUUGAGUUAUGAGGUUCAGAGAGGACUCCAUUGCUUCUAUAUAUGCAUAGAAGGUAAGGAUUGUUGGUAAUAGCACACUGUGAGAAAGAACAGGAUGUGGCUGGAGAUGGGGGCAUAUCGAGGUAGGGCAGCACUUUUCCAGGAAAAACGUCCUUGUUCUGGCUCCUGGGAAUAAGCACAACACAGCACAGAGCAGGUGCAGGAAUAUGGCUGACCUACCCCCGUGGCUCCACAAAGCCUGGGUGCACAUGUGCCACAGGAUGUGGACACCCAGUCAGCUGCAGCAAUGCUCGCAAUCCCUUCCUAAUUCAUCUCUCUGUGUCUCUCUCUUCCCGUUUUCAACUUUUCCUUUAUCCAAAACCACUGGUGUGUGCUUAUACUAGAUCUGGGACUAACGUGCUAACUGUGUAAUUUACCAAUAAAACUUCAUAAGCUUUUGUGGA